This is a messenger RNA of Naumovozyma castellii, 1221 nucleotides long. RefSeq names its product GTPase-activating protein RNA1 (gene RNA1). The transcript has a single exon. The record is from RefSeq and is a predicted model, not a curated record. Bases 1 to 1221 code for a protein of 406 amino acids. NCBI's taxonomy places the organism in Eukaryota, Fungi, Ascomycota, Saccharomycetes, Saccharomycetales, Saccharomycetaceae.
AUGGCCUCUUUAAACUUCACUCCCUCCUACAAGGAAUCAGAAACUUUUUCUCUAGCCAGCAAGGCCUUAAAACUAACCACAAGAGAAGAUAUACAACCACAUUUGGAUGAUCUCGCCAAAUUAACCAAGAUCACCAAAUUGGACCUCUCAGGUAACACUCUCGGAACAGAAGCCUCUCUUGCUCUCUCUGAAUUCAUCUCCUCCCAUGACUCCAUUAAAUUGCACAUUCAAGAAAUCAAUUUCGCAGAUCUAUACACCUCGAGAUUAGUGGACGAAGUGGUCGCCUCAUUGCAUCAUUUAUUGCCCGUCCUACUCACAUGUCCUCAUUUGGAAAUAUUGAACUUGUCAGAUAAUGCAUUCGGUUUGAGAACCAUCGAAUCCCUGGAAUCAUAUAUCGCACAAGCGGUUCAUUUGAAACAUUUGAUCCUAAGUAAUAAUGGGAUGGGUCCCUUCGCUGGUGAAAGAAUCGGGAAGGCACUCUUCAAAUUGGCUGAGUUGAAAAAGACACAAAAGAAACCCAUGUUGGAAACUUUCAUCUGCGGGAGAAAUCGUUUGGAGAAUGGUUCCUCUUUGUAUUUGGCAUUAGGGUUGAAAAAUCAUGGUGAUGGGUUGAAAGUGGUGAAAUUGUACCAGAAUGGGAUUAGACCUCGUGGGAUAAUGAACUUGUUGCAUUACGGGUUACAAUAUAAUAAAAAAUUGGAAGUGUUGGAUUUACAAGAUAAUACUUUCACUGAAACGGCAUCCACUCUGUUAACUGAAUAUUUACCUCAAUGGCAAAAUUCAUUGGUUGAGUUAAAUUUGAAUGAUUGUUUAUUGAAGGGGAAGGGUGCUGAUAAAGUGUUUAAAGUUUUCCAAGAUUACAAGUUUGAAAAUUUACAAAGAUUGAAAUUGGAAUAUAAUGAAAUUGAACAGGAUACUAUUGAGGAAAGAUUAAUUCCAGCUUUGGAAAAUGAUCAUUUCCCAAAAUUGCAAAUUUUAGAAUUAAACGGGAAUAGAUUAGAUGAAGAUUCAGAGGCAUUAGAUGUUUUGCAAGCACGUUUUGAAGAAAUGGAAUUGGACGAUUUGGAAGAAUUAGAUAGUGAUGAAGAAGAAGAAGAAGAGGAAGAAGAGGAAGAUGAUAAGGAAACUUUCCAAGAAAUUGACAUUGAACCAUUAGAAAAGGAAUUGGCUGCAACCAAGAUAGAUGAUCUAGCUGAAGCAUUGUCGAAAACUACCAUUUAA